AUGUCUAUCCGCCUCGGCGGAGUGUACCUCGUACCUACUAGUCCGGUGGGAACACCGACAGGAGGAACUCCCACCACUCCGAUAAAAACGACAAAUAUUUUAUUAGGACCGCAGCGUAGUAAUAGUUUGGAUUAUUUAAAUUUCGAAGAGAAAAGACAGAUAAUUGCGUCGAGUUUGUCUCUGUCGGAUUUUCUACAGCAUGGACCCGCCGUGGCUGCUGCCAAAGGGGUCGAAGCGACGAAAAUUAUCGUAGCCGCACGUAAUCGUGUACGUAUUUACGUUAUCAUUGACGUUCGAUUGACAGUCGAUUUUACGAUGGAAAGCGGUAGUAAUAAUAAUAAUGAUGAUACCUUAUUAAUUAUUCCAUUGUCCUCGUAG
Molecule: messenger RNA, 378 nt
Organism: Pediculus humanus corporis (human body louse)
Lineage: Eukaryota; Metazoa; Arthropoda; Insecta; Psocodea; Pediculidae
Exons: 2
Coding region: 1-378 (125 amino acids)
Source: RefSeq, a predicted model, not a curated record